Messenger RNA from Acanthamoeba castellanii str. Neff, 684 nucleotides. Its product is annotated as cholestenol delta-isomerase. Gene Ontology annotation, molecular function: cholestenol delta-isomerase activity; steroid Delta-isomerase activity; C-8 sterol isomerase activity. Gene Ontology annotation, cellular component: membrane; endoplasmic reticulum. The transcript is spliced from 5 exons. The record is from RefSeq and is a predicted model, not a curated record. The coding region runs from base 1 to 684 and encodes 227 amino acids. Lineage: Eukaryota; Discosea; Longamoebia; Acanthamoebidae. Gene Ontology annotation, biological process: sterol biosynthetic process.
AUGGCCACGCAGGAAGGAGUGAUUGACUUGUCUUCGGUCAUCUAUGAUGUAGAUCCAGUGGUGAUGGUGCCCUUGGGACUCCUCAUCCUCGUGCUCACUGCAUCGCUCCCCAAAUCGCAUCGCCUCUCGCUCAGGGACUCCCUUGUGGCCUUCUGGUAUCUCUUCAACGGCAUCAUCAUCCACAUUUUCCUCGAUGGAUUGGUGGGCUUCGCCAGGCGUGUGCCGUUCCUCUUCUCGCUCUACUGCACGCUGGACAAGCGCUAUGAGCAUGCCGAGUCGGCGGUGAUGAUGAUCUCCAUCACCGAGCUGCUCAUCAUGGGUCCGCUCUGCAUCUUCCUCUACUACGGCUACCACCGCAACAAGUCCUGGAGAGCCCCGCUGGAGCUUGUGGUCUGCGCCAUUCAGAUCUUUGGCACCAUCGUCUUCACCGGCUCUGAGAUCUGGGAGGGCUUCCCUCACAUCCCCACCGACUUUGAGAUGACCUUUGAACAGGACAAGGUCAUCUUCUUCUGGGUGUUCUUCGUCGCCGCCAACGCCCUGUGGCUCUUGUUGCCGCUCCGCCUCCUGCUGACGGCCUUCCACGAGGUCAACGCCGCCAUGCUCGCUACUCGUCCCGCGACCAGGGGCUCUUCGUCCAAGGCAAAGAAGUCGACCAAGAAAUCGACCAGCAAGAAGGCCGACUGA